Contarinia nasturtii (swede midge) is the source of this 1048-nucleotide messenger RNA. RefSeq lists its product as uncharacterized. Gene Ontology annotation, cellular component: membrane. The record is from RefSeq and is a predicted model, not a curated record. The coding region runs from base 360 to 896 and encodes 178 amino acids. The transcript has 6 exons. NCBI's taxonomy places the organism in Eukaryota, Metazoa, Arthropoda, Insecta, Diptera, Cecidomyiidae.
GAAUUAAAAAACAAAACAUACACAAAAAUGCAAACAAUAGUAGAAUUAAGUUAAGCCAAAUAUUAAUUGACCGAUGUAGUUGUGUUCAAUUUCUUUCAUGUUCGUACUUUUCCAAAUUCUCUGUAUUUACAGUUUUUCUACAAUAAACAUGCUUUAAUGUGAAGAAAAACCGUGAUUAGUUAUCAUUUUGGUUUUAUUUCAAUAUUGUUUUCUUUUGUGGAUGGGUUUUUUUUUCUUUUUACUAACAUUAUGUGUGAUGCACGUACUUUCUUAUUAACAAAUGCGCAAUGUACAUAUUAUUGCUUUGCAAUUGCUUUCGAUAUUUUAUUUUUUGAAUAUUUACAGAUUGAACCGGCAAAAUGUCUCAUGGUGCAAACAUAACAGUAACUCGGACAGUUACAACAUCCAAUCCAAAUGUUAUCAUCAUCAACAAGGGUUAUUUGAAAACACUUUCCGGAGCUUUGAAAAUCGUUCAACUUAUUUUGGGUGGCGUUGUCAUUGGUCUUCUCUUGAAGAACUUCUACGAUUAUCCCUACUAUAAUUUUCACAAUAACCAUCCGUAUAUCCCGCAUUACGGUUAUAAUGUGCACGUCACUGAAGUUUUACUGGUUUUGGUGUUGGCUGUGGUCUUUUUCAUUCUUUCCGCCUGUUUAUUGUUGUCUUGCAUCUUUUCUCUGAGCACCGGUGGAUUGAUAUCCAAAACACUUUAUGAAUUUUUAUAUCAUCUUGUUGGAUUCAUUUUACUGCUCAUUGCAUCGAUUUUACUGUAUGUGAAGAUAAACAAAUAUAAUCUUGUGUACUAUGAUUACUAUCUCGCAGCAGUGAUUGUAUGCGGCGUGAACUCUAUUCUAUAUCUUGCAAGUACAGUUGUUGCUUUUCGUGAGUAUCGUAAUUAAUUCAAGAAGGAAGAUUACAAAUUAAUCCAGUUCAUAUAUCCUAUCAUUGUUUGAGUUUGUUUGUGUGUGGUUUUAAUUAUUGCUUUAAAGAUUUAAAAAAAUGUUGAUGCUAAUAAAAAGGUGAAAUUCACCAUGAUGUUUUGAUGUGUUAA